AUGGAUUUAUGGAACUGGUCGCUUCUUUUUGUGCUGCUGGCUUUCAUAUUGACUGUCACAAGUCCAGUCCAGAAUGAGGAGUGCAUGGUGACACCUCAGGGCAUCAGAUACAGUGGGACAGUCGCAAAGACUGCCAACAACUUCGACUGUCUUCGCUGGGAUGAAAUGACCGAGACAGAGAAGGGACUCUAUCCCUUGGAGAGCUACCCAGAUUGUUCAUAUAGCGCAGCAGAGAACUACUGCCGGCAACCGUUCUUGUACGAUAAAGCUGAGAUGAAGAUUUAUAAGAACCCAUCCCAAGCUGCUCCAUGGUGCUUUACAACGUACAAUGGGACAAGGCAGAGGUUCACAGAGAAAUGUCAUGUGCCGUACUGCAUCUCUGGCAUUCCAACUGUUGCAACAUCUCAUUCAGUCUCUGGCAUUCCAACUGCUGCACCAUCUCAGACAGUCUCUGGCACUCCAACUAUUGCAACAUCUCAAUCAGUCUCUGGCUCACCAACCGUUUUAACAUCUCAAACAGUCUCUGGCAUACCAACUGUUGCAACAUCUCAAUCAGUCUCUGGCUCACCAACCGUUUUAACAUCACAAACAGUCUCUGGCAUUCCAACUGUUGCAACAUCUCAAUCAGUCUCUGGCACUCCAACUAUUGCAACAUCUCAAUCGGUCUCUGGCUCACCAACUGUUUUAACAUCUCAAACAGUCUCUGGCUCACCAACUGUUGCAACAUCUCAUUCAGUCUCUGGCUCACCAACUGCUGCAACAUCUCAUUCAGUCUCUGGCAUUCCAACUGUUGUAACAUCUCAGACAGUCUCUGGCACUCCAAAUAUUGCAACAUCUCAAUCAGUCUCUGGCUCACCAACCGUUUUAACAUCUCAAACUUUCUCUAGCAUUCCAACUGUUGCAACCUCUCAUUCAGUCUCUGACAUUCCAACUGUUGCAACAUCUCAAACAGCCUCUGGCACUCCAACUAUUGCAACAUCUCAAUCAGUCUCUGGCUCACCAACUGUUGCAACAUCUCAAUCAGUCUCUGGCUCACCAACUGUUGCAACAUCUCAAUCAGUCUCUGGUAUUCCAACUGUUGCAACAUCUCAUUCAGUCUCUGGCUCACCAACUGUUGCAACAUCUCAUUCAGUCUCUGGCAUUCCAACUGUUGUAACAUCUCAGACAGUCUCUGGCACUCCAACUAUUGCAACAUCUCAAUCAGUCUCUGGCUCACCAACUGUUGCAACAUCUCAUUCAGUCUCUGGCUCACCAACUGUUGCAACAUCUCAAUCAGUCUCUGGCUCACCAACUGUUGCAACAUCUCAUUCAGUCUCUGGCUCACCAACUGUUGCAACAUCUCAAUCAGUCUCUGGCUCACCAACUGUUGCAACAUCUCAUUCAGUCUCUGGCAUUCCAACUGUUGUAACAUCUCAGACAGUCUCUGGCACUCCAACUAUUGCAACAUCUCAAUCAGUCUCUGGCUCACCAACUGUUGCAACAUCUCAAUCAGUCUCUGGCUCACCAACUGUUGCAACAUCUCAUUCAGUCUCUGGCUCACCAACUGUUGAAACAUCUCAAUCAGUCUCUGGCUCACCAACUGUUGCAACAUCUCAUUCAGUCUCUGGCAUUCCAACUGUUUUAACAUCUCAAUUGGUCUCUGGCAUUCCAUCUGUUGCAACAUCUCAAUCAGUCCCUGGCACACCAUCUGUUGCAACAACUCAACAAUCAGUCCCUGGCACACCUACUGCUUCAACAUCACCAACGACAGGCACACCACCACUUUCUGUUACCUCUCAAAUAGGAGGAUCAACUCCUCAUACCUCCAAAGCAGCGGCCUCUUCUCCAUCUAAGAGCUUGGCACAAACCAUUUCAAAAUAUCAAUCAAAAACAUCUGUAACUCUUGCUCUAUCCCAAACUGCAAGCGUACCACAAACAGUUUCAACACCACUACAUAUAAGUGAAUCACCCACUGUUAGUACAACUCAAUCUCAAGGUAUCUCAACAUUACUAACGAUUAGUACAGCUUCAACUGUUAGUACAACUCAAAUGCUUUCAACAUCACCAACUGUUGGUACAACGUUGAAUGCCUCACAAACACUUUCACCAUCAUCCACGGUCAUCACAACACAAGUGACUAAACGGCCAGUCAGUUCAAUACUAACUGAGAGCAAGUUCAAGACUCCUUCAACAGCAUUAACUGUUAGCACAUUGCUCACACCACCAGGUUUUGGAACAACCAAUACAGUAGGUGCCACUCAGACAGUUUCAUCAUCUACUGAGAGUAAAUUACCAACCGUUAGUAGAAUAACUGUGAGUGCAUCUCAAACAGAGAGUUUAUCUUCACCUCUGAGUGCAUCACCAACUGUUGGUACAAGUCAACUUGUGAGUGCAUCUCAAACAAUUUCCACCUCAUCUACAUCUAGCAUAUUAGCAGCUACCUCUCCACCUCUGGGUGCAUCAAAAACAAUUGGGGCAUCAUCUACACCUAGCAUACCAAAAACUCUUCAUACAAAUCUACCUGUGAGUCUGUCUCAAACAAUUGUGACCUCACACACACCUAGCAUACAACCAACUGUUGGUACAAGUCCACCUUCGAGUGCGUCACAAACAAUUGUGACCUCAUUCACACCUAGUACACCACCAACUGUUGGUACAAGUCCACAUGUGGGUGCAUCACAAACAAUUGUGUCCUCACCCACACCUAGUAUGUCACAAUCUGUAGGUACAACUCCAUCAAUGAAAACAUCACAAACAAUUGUGACAUCCUCCACAACGAGUGAACCACCAACUGAUGAUACAAGACCCCACAUGAGUACAUCUUUUGUGACCUCACUCACAUCUAGCAUACCACCGAGCGGUGGUACAAGUCCACCCGUGAGCGCAUCUCAUACAAUGUCGACCUCACCUACACCUAGCAUAGCUCAAACUCCACAUGUGAGUGCUACAGAAGCCGUUGUGACAUCACCCACAUCUAGCAUACAACCAACUGUCAGUACACGCCAGCCUGUAAGUGUAUCUAAAACAGUUUAUACCUCAACCACAGAGAGUGUAUCAUCAACUGUUGGCACAACUCCACACGUGAUUGUGUCUCGAACUAUUUCAAUAUCACCAAGUCUAUCACUAAGUGGUGGAAUUCCCAUCAGUGCAUCUACAACAGUUUUCAUCUCACCCACAGUGAGUAUCUCAACUAUCAUUGGUACAAGUCCACCUGUGAGUGAAUCUAAAACACAUUCAACCUUACACACAGUGAGAAUGUCACAAUCCGUUGGUAAAACUCUAUUUGUUAGCCCAUCCCAAACAAUUUCAACAUCACCAACAGUCACGGUAUCACUGACCAGUGGAAGUAUAAGUGCAUCUCAUAUAGCCUCAGCAACACCAACAGUGAGUGAAUCAUUGACAUCAGUUGCCCCAAGUAUGAGUGCAUCUCAAAUAGUUUCAACAUCAUCAACAGUGAGCGCAUCGCUGUCUAGUGGAACCCCAAGUAUGAGCUCAUCUCAAAUAGCCUCAACAUCACCAACAGUGAGUAAAUCACUGGUUGGUGACACCCAAAGCAUGAGCUCAUCUCAAAUAGCCUCAACAUCACCAACAGUGAGUAAAUCACUGGCUGUUGGCACCUCAAGUAUGAGCUCAUCUCAAAUAGCCUCAACAUCACCAACCGUGAGUAAAUCACUGGCUGGUGGCACCCCAAGCAUGAGCUCAUCUCAAAUGGCCUCAACAUCACCAACAGUGAGCGCAUCGCUGUCUAGUGUAACCCCAAGCAUGAGCUCAUCUCAAAUAGCCUCAACAUCACCAACAGUGAGUAAAUCACUGGCUGUUGGCACCCCAAGCAUGAGCUCAUCUCAAAUAGCCUCAACAUCACCAACAGUGAGUAAAUCAUUGGCUGGUGACACCCCAAGCAUGAGCUCAUCUCAAAUAGCCUCAACAUCACCAACAGUGAGUAAAUCACUGGCUGGUGGCACCCCAAGCACGAGCUCAUCUCAAAUAGCCUCAACAUUACCAACAGUGAGUAAAUCAUUGGCUGGUGGCACCCCAAGCAUGAGCUCAUCUCAAAUAGCCUCAACAUCACCAACAGUGAGUAAAUCACUGGCUGGUGGCACCCUUAGCAUGAGCUCAUCUGAAAUGGCCUCAACAUCACCAACAGUGAGUAAAUCACUGGCUGGUGGCAUCCCAAGCAUGAGCUCAUCUCAAAUAGCCUCAACAUCACCAACAGGGAGUAAAUCACUGGCUGUUGGCACCCCAAGUAUGAGCUCAUCUCAAAUAGCAUCAAAAUCACCAACAGUGAGUAAAUCAUUGGCUGGUGACACCCCAAGCAUGAGCUCAUCUCAAAUAGCCUCAACAUCACCAACAGUGAGUAAAUCACUGGCUGGUGGCACCACAAGCAUGAGCUCAUCUCAAAUAGCCUCAACAUUACCAACAGUGAGUAAAUCACUGGCUGGUGGCACCCCAAGCAUGAGCUCAUCUCAAAUAGCCUCAACAUCACCAACAGUGAGUAAAUCACUGGCUGGUGACACCCCAAGCAUGAGCUCAUCUCAAAUAGCCUCAACAUCACCAACAGUGAGUAAAUCACUGGCUGGUGACACCCCAAGCAUGAGCUCAUCUCAAAUAGCCUCAACAUCACCAACAGUGAGUAAAUCACUGGCUGGUGACACCCCAAGCAUGAGCUCAUCUCAAAUAGUUCCAACAUCACCAACAGUGAGUAAAUCACUGGCUGGUGGCACCCCAAGCAUGAGCUCAUCUCAAAUGGCCUCAACAUUACCAACACAUGAGCUCAUCUCAAAUGGCCUCAAAAUCACCAACAUUGAGUAA
Lineus longissimus is the source of this 4788-nucleotide messenger RNA. RefSeq names its product streptococcal hemagglutinin-like. NCBI's taxonomy places the organism in Eukaryota, Metazoa, Nemertea, Pilidiophora, Heteronemertea, Lineidae. The transcript has 5 exons. The coding region runs from base 1 to 4788 and encodes 1595 amino acids. The record is from RefSeq and is a predicted model, not a curated record.